This is a messenger RNA of Camellia sinensis, 7565 nucleotides long. Lineage: Eukaryota; Viridiplantae; Streptophyta; Magnoliopsida; Ericales; Theaceae. The record is from RefSeq and is a predicted model, not a curated record.
GGAAAUUUAGAAGAUGUAAUAAAUAAAUAAAAAUUAAUAACAAGGUCUUCGGGUUUCAGACCAAGAACGAACACCAACAGCAACAACAUCAACAACUAAAAACACGAUACAAUAAAGAAUACAUUCAUUUAGUGCGCGAGAGAGAGAGAGAGAGAAAUCGACAGAUAUUUACAGAGAUUUUCGUCUGAAAGCUCUCUUCUUCCUCGAUCUGUUCGACCCCUUUCUCUCCUUCAAUUCUCUGAUUCGAAAGCUCUAGCGAUUGCCUCGUUCUUCGAUCUCGGUUUUGGGUUGGUGCGAAGAUUGAGAGGUCUCAAGUGAUUGCAGCAUGACCAUCGAAAGCCCCGGCGAAGGGGAGAAUUAGGGUUUGCGUGGUUCGUGGGGCUGUGAUUGGACCUUCCAUGGGCGAUGGCGGCGUUGCAUGCGUGCCUUCGCAGCAUAUUAUGGAGCAGUUUUCGAUUUCCGAGACUUUUUGUGGCGUCAACAAUGGCAAAUUUAAUUCAAAGCCGUUCAAAGUUACAGAGAGAAAGAUGAAGAUGAAGGUCAAAAGAGAGGAAUUUCGGAGGAAGACAGAGUCCGGGAAGGGUGAUUUCAGUUCUGAGAGGGGUAAGAGCAGCAAUACAGAAGUUGAGAACGGUGAAUUUUACAGAGAUAAGGUUCCAAAAGAGGAAGUUGAGGAAGGUGAAUUGGGUUCAUUUGAUAAAUUUCCAAAUGGGGAAUUCAUUCCUGGGAAGCCACGAAAAUUUGAAAUAAGAAGCGAAAUCGAGAGGGGAGAGUGGCCAGUUGAUAAUUGGAGGAAAUGGGAACUAGAAAAGGGAGAGUUUGUGCCGGGAAAGUGGCGGAAAGAAUAUACAGACAAGGGGGAAUUCAGUUCUGGGAGGUGUCGAAGUGAUGAUGUGUCUGAGAAAUGUAGAAAAGGGGAGCCCGAGAAAGCAGAAUUCAGGUUGUGGAGAGGUUCUAAAGCUGAAAUUGAGAAAGGAGAGUUCAUCUCAGAAAGGUGGCAUAAAAGUGAAGUGGCGAAGGAUGAUUACAGGUACCCGAAAAUGCGCCGUGAUGAUUCAGCAAAGGACAAGAGAUGGAAAUGUGAACGAGACUGGACACCUACUACUGGUAAGUAUGCAGCGGAGAAAGAAUUCAAUAGAAGUGGGGGUCUGCAUUUGAAAAGGUCGUCCAGGUGGGAAACUGGCCAAGAGAGAAAUACAAGGCUGGGUUCAAAAAUUGUAGAUGAGGAAGGCUCCUUUAAGACUGAGUACAGCAAUGGGAAGAAUCAUGGAAGAGAAUGCUCUUCUGGUAACCGGUUAAAGCGGCACAGUAAUGAUUCUGACAGCAGUGAUCGUAAACAUUAUGGGGAAUUUAGUGAUUAUAAAUUCUCAAAAAGCCGGAGACUUUCUGAUGAUGGCAGUCGUUCCGUACAUUCGGAGAAGUAUUCAUGCCGGCCUGUGGAGAGGUCUAAAAAUUCCUCUUCCUCAAGGAAUAUUUUCUGUGACAGGUACUCUUCUAGACAUUAUGAAUCUUCUUUGCCUUCCAGAGGAACUUAUGACAAACAUGGUGGUAGCCCACAUCAUUCUGAGUGGUCCCCACGUGACCGGGCCUGCCACUCUGAUCACAGGGGUCGUAGUCCAGUCCACCGUGAGAGGUCUCCAUAUGAUCGGAGCCGGCACUAUGAUCAUAGAAACCUGAGUCCUAGCUACUCGGAGCGGUCCCCACAAGAUCGAGGUCGACAUCAUGAUCGUACAGAUAGAACCCCUAACUUUUCUCCACUUGACAAGGGUAGUAGGCCCAAUAAUUACCGGGAAGCAAAUCAAAAAACUGGAGGAAGUGACAAGAGAUCGAGCCAUUAUGGAAAUAAAGGGCAAGAAGAGAAACUUGAUCAGAAAGAUCCUCACCAUAGAGAUUCACAUAUAUCGGCUAAAGCUUCUCAAGAUAGAAGCAAUUUGUGUGAUGGUAGUGUAUCAGUUGAGAAAAAUGUUGAUCAUCAGUCUCACGUGGAUGAACAGUCUCAAAAUCAAGAAGCGCAUUGCAAAGAGUCUCCUCAGGUUAAUGGUACUACUGAGGAGCUCCCUUCAAUGGAAGAGGACAUGGAUAUAUGCGACACACCACCACAUGUGCCAAUGGUUGUGAAUUCAACAACAGGAAAAUGGUUCUAUCUUGAUCAUUUUGGGGUGGAAUGUGGGCCUUCCAAAUUGUGUGUCCUGAAGGUACUUGUGGAAGAAGGCUUUCUUGUGUCUGAUCACUUGAUUAAGCACUUGGACAGUGAUAGGUGGGUUACAGUUGAAAAUGCAGUUUCCCCAUUGGUGACUCUCAAUUUUCCUUCUAUUGUAUCAGACACUGUUACCCAGCUGGUGUGCCCUCCUGAGGCUCCAGGUAAUCUGUUGGUUGAUGUUGGAGAUACUGUUCGAUGUGCUAAUCAGCUAGGUGAGGAAAUGCCAUCUACUUUUCCGGAACCAACAUUUUCCCCAGCUGAGAAUUCAGCUGUAUUUGAGCCUUUAGAAAAUCUCCACAUUGAUGAGAGAGUUGGAGCUUUGUUAGAAGGUUAUAAUGUUAUUCCUGGCCACGAACUUGAGGCAGUUGGAGAAGUGCUCCAAAUGACAUUUGAUCAUCGAGAGUGGCAGAAAUGGGGGAAUUUUGAAGGCUUCACUUCGCAUUGGUUUGACUCUCUGGAACAGCAUGAUCAUAACACAGGUGAUGGCUUAUCCAGGUACCCUGAACUUGCAAUAAAAGAAGCUACAGAAAUGUUAACAGCUCUAUCUGAUAGGGAUAGUGCCUUUGCCUGUGGUGACUCUAGUAAUUGGUUCUCUAGCCUAUGGUCGUGCAAGGGUGGGGAUUGGAAGAGGUAUGACGAAGAUGCCCAAGACAGAUCCUGGAAAAAGAAGUUUGUCCUCAAUGAUGGCUACCCACUGUGCCAGAUGCCAAAAUCGGGCUAUGAAGAUCCUCGAAGGCAUCGGAAAGAUGAAUUGUACUAUCCUUCUCACAACAGACAGCUUGAUCUCCCACCUUGGGCAUUUUCCUUGCCUGAUGAUUGGAGUGAGUGUAAUGCUGUUGGCAAAUUGAGUCAAUCGAAACCUCCUGUUGUAAGAGGAGUAAAAGGAACUUUGCUUCCUGUCAUCAGGAUAAAUGCAUGUGUGGUUAAGGACCAUGGUUCAUUUGUGUCUGAGCGCUGCAUGAAAGUCAGAGGAAAAGACAGAUACACUUCAAGAUCUGCUCGAGCUCACUCUGGAGCUAGUGAUGUGAAGAGAUCAUCGGAAGAAGGUGGUGGUUCUCAAUCUAAAAGUUUUUAUGAACAAGAAUUGCUGGGCUCUUCCAGGAGUAUCACAUCCGGUAAUAUACCAAAAGACCGUCUCUGCACAGCCUAUGAUUUACAACUACAUUUAGGUGAGUGGUACUACCUUGAUGGUGCUGGGCAUGAACGAGGACCUUUGUCAUUUUCAGAGCUGCAAGUCUUGGCAGAUCAAGGUGUCAUCCAGAAGAAUAGCAGUGUUUUCAGGAAAAUUGAUAAAGUUUGGGUUCCAAUUACAUCUGCUGCAGAGGCUGCUGAAGCAUCUGUCAAGACCCAACAAGAGAUUAUUCGAACAUCUAAUGAUACUUCUGGAGUUUCUCUUACAGAAUCAACAGGUGUUGCGCUUGGUGGAAAUGGCACUGUUUCCAGUUUGUUUCACAGCUUGCAUCCACAGUUUAUUGGUUUUACCCGGGGGAAGCUUCAUGAACUGGUCAUGAAAUCAUAUAAGAGCAGGGAGUUUGCUGCAGCUAUAAAUGAGGUCUUGGAUCCAUGGAUCAAUGCAAAACAACCAAAGAAGGAAAUGGAAAAAUACAUGCAUAAUCAAGCUCUGAUUUCAGGCAAGAGAGGCAGGUUACUGGUUGAUGGAAGCGAAGAAGGUUACGAAAUGGAAGAAGUACCAGGAGUUCAGGAGGAAUGGACAUUCGAUGAUUUGUGCAGCAAUGCUAUUUUUCACAAAGAAGACAAUGCAGGUUCUCAGAUUGAGUCUGGAAGCUGGGGUCUUCUGGAUGGUCAUUUACUGGCACGAGUCUUUCAUUUCCUUCGAACUGACGUAAAAUCCCUUGUAUUUACUGCUUUGACUUGUAAGCACUGGAGAGCAGUGUUCAAGUUUCACAAGGAAAUCUCCAGACAGGUUGACUUAUCAUCUGUUGGCCCUAAUUGCACCGACUCCAUGAUCUGGAAAUUCAUGAAUGGUGGUUAUAAGAAAGAGAAAAUAACUUCAUUGGUACUGCUUGGUUGCACCAACAUCUCUUCAAGCAUGCUUAAAGAAAUUAUUCAGUCGUUUCCUUCUUUAUCUUGUAUAGAUAUUAGAGGCUGCAACCAGUUUGGUGAUUUGGCAGAUAUAUUUCCAAAUAUUAACUGGGUCAAGAGCAGAGGUUCACAUUCAAAAUUAAGGAGUCUUAAACACAUAAAUGAUAGAACUUCAUCAGUGUUCAAAGGUCAUAGUGGGCUGGAUAGUCACAUGGAUGAUUCCAGUGGACUAAGAGAUUAUUUUGAAAGUUUGGAUAGAAGGGACUCAGCAAAUCAGUUAUUCCACAAAAGCUUGUACAAACGCUCAAAACUAUUUGAUGCUAGAAGGUCAUCUUCUAUCCUAUCUAGGGAUGCCCAUUUGAGGCGUUGGGCCAUCAAAAAAUCUGAAAAUAGUUAUAAGAGGAUGAAGGAAUUUGUUGCUACGGGUCUGAAAGACAUAAUGAAGGAGAAUACCUUUGACUUUUUUGUGCCCAAGGUUGCUGAAAUUGAGGAUAGAAUGAAGAAGGGUUACUAUGCUCGCCGUGGUUUGAGCUCUGUGAAUGAGGAUAUCAGUCAAAUGUGCAGGGAUGCGAUCAAAGCAAAAAACCAUGGUGAUUCUGGAGACAUGAAUCACAUUGUUACAUUAUUUAUCCAACUUGCCACACGUUUGGAAGAUAGUUCUAAGCCUUAUCAUGAAAGAGAUGAGAUUAUGAAGAAUUGGAAAGAUGAUUCACCUGCUGGGUUUGGCCACACUACCUCAAAGUAUAAGAAGAAGCUCAACAAAGUGAGUGAAAGGAAAAAAAUUAGGAGUAAUGGUACCUUCUCGAAUAAUGGUGGUUCUGAUUAUGGAGAAUAUGCAUCUGAUCGAGAAAUCAGAAAGCGCUUAUCCAGGUUGAAUAAAAAAUCCAUGGACUCCGGAAGUGAGACGUCCGAUGAACUUGACAGGUCUUCUGAAGAAACCAAGACUGAUAGUGACAGUACUGCCUCGGACUCAAUAAGUGACUCUGAUUUCCAAUCAGAAAGUGGAUUAGGGGGGUCAAGAGGAGAUGGAUACUUAAUUGCAGAUGAUGGGUUUGAUCCUCUGACUGAUGAACGUGAAUGGGGUGCUCGAAUGACCAAAGCAAGCCUUGUUCCUCCUGUUACUAGGAAAUAUGAAGUAAUUGAUCAAUAUGUUACUGUAGCCGAUGAGGAGGAAGUGAAAAGGAAGAUGCAGGUUUCCUUACCUGAUGAUUAUGCUGAGAAGCUCUGUGCUCAGAGAAAUGGCACUGAGGAGUCAGAUAUGGAGAUUCCUGAAGUUAAGGAUUAUAAACCUAGAAAACAGCUUGGAGUUGAGGUGAUAGAACAAGAAGUUUAUGGCAUAGAUCCUUACACUCAUAAUCUUCUACUCGAUUCUAUGCUGGAGGGAUCGGAUUGGACGAUUCUUGAUAAGCAUUUGUUUGUUGAAGAUGUUCUCCUUCGCACUCUGAAUAAGCAGGUGCUGCACUUCACGGGCACUGGAAACACUCCUAUGAUGUAUCCAUUGCGGCCAGUUAUUGUGGAGAUCCUAAAAACUGCAGAGGAAGAUCAUGAUUUCCGAACUAUACGACUUUCUGAAUGUAUUCUGAAGGCCAUUGAUAGUCGUCCUGAGGACAAUUAUGUUGCUUAUAGAAAGGGGCUUGGUGUUGUUUGCAACAAAGAAGGUGGGUUUGGCGAAGAUGAUUUUGUUGUGGAGUUUUUGGGCGAGGUUUAUCCUGCUUGGAAAUGGUUUGAGAAGCAAGAUGGUAUUCGUUCUUUGCAAAAGAAUAGUAAAGAUCCUGCGCCAGAGUUCUAUAAUAUUUAUCUUGAGAGGCCAAAGGGUGAUGCUGAUGGGUAUGAUUUAGUAGUUGUUGAUGCAAUGCACAAAGCAAACUAUGCAAGUCGGAUUUGUCACUCAUGUCGCCCUAAUUGUGAGGCAAAAGUUACUGCUGUUGAUGGGCAGUACCAGAUUGGAAUCUAUUCUGUACGUCCAAUUGAAUACGGUGAAGAGAUCACGUUUGAUUAUAAUUCUGUGACAGAGAGUAAAGAAGAAUACGAAGCAUCAGUUUGUUUAUGUGGGAGCCAGGUUUGCCGUGGGAGUUACUUGAAUCUGACAGGUGAAGGAGCCUUUCAGAAGGUGCUGAAGGAGGGGCAUGGGAUACUGGAUCGACACCACUUGUUACUAGAGGCUUGUGAAUUAAAUUUUGUAUCUGAAGAAGAUUAUAUUGACUUGGGUAGGGCUGGUUUGGGAAGUUGUUUACUUGGGGGAUUACCUGAUUGGCUGAUUGCUUACUCAGCUCGACUGGUGAGGUUUAUCAAUUUUGAACGAACUAAGCUUCCUGAGGAGAUUCUGAAGCAUAAUUUGGAAGAGAAGAGGAAAUACUUUGCAGAUAUCUCCAUUGAAGUUGAGAAAAGUGAUGCUGAGGUCCAGGCUGAGGGAGUCUACAACCAAAGGCUUCAGAAUUUGGCUCUUACUCUUGACAAGGUCAGAUAUGUCAUGAGAUGUGUUUUUGGCGACCCGAAGAAAGCUCCACCACCACUGGAGAGGUUGAGUCCUGAAGCGGCAGUUUCCUUUCUCUGGAAAGGGGAGGAAUCACUUGUAGAUGAACUUAUUCAGUGCAUGGCUCCUCAUACGGAUGAUGACCUGCUAAAUGACCUCAAGUCCAAGAUUCGUGCUCAUGAUCCAUCUAGUUCUGAUGAUAUCCAGAAGGAGCUUCGGAAAUCUUUAAUAUGGUUGAGGGAUGAGGUUCGAAAUCUUCCAUGUACAUAUAAGUGUAGGCAUGAUGCUGCUGCUGAUUUGAUUCACAUUUAUGCUCAUACAAAGUGCUUCUUUAGAGUGCAGGAAUACAAGGCCGUAACUUCCCCACAUGUUUACAUUAGUCCUCUUGACCUCGGCCCCAAGUACACUGAUAAGAUGGGGUCAGGUUUCCAAGAGUAUCAGAAGAAGUACGGUGUAAAUUAUUGUUUAGGGCAGCUGAUUUAUUGGCAUAAUGCUACUAAUGCCGAGCCAGAUUGUAGCUUAGCCAAAUCGAGUAGGGGUUGCCUGUCAUUACCUGACAUUGGUUCCUUUUAUGCCAAGGUCCAGAAGCCAUCUCGACACCGGGUUUAUGGCCCAAGGACUGUGAAAUUCAUGUUGUCAAGGAUGGUGAGUUUUAAUUUUUGUUUGCUUCAUAAUUAUUUGCUAUAUAUAUAUAUAUGUAUGUAUCCGGCUUACAAGUUGACUCAAUCGAUGCUUCUCCCACUCUUAACAAAAUGCGAUUCUUCACUAGGCAAGCUUUCUUUUUGGGCAGAUAAACUUGUGAGUUUCUUUAGUUGUAGAGCAUUUAGGGUUUAGGGUUCAUUUCAUAUU